AGGCCGCGGAAGGCCAGACAGCCGUGGAACUCCAGGACCUUGGGCUGUUUCUGGAGCGCCUGUGGGCUCUGGAUUUCCACCUCCAUGGGGCCGCAGGCCCACACGUGAGCACGUGAAGACGUGGCCAUGGCCGAGGGCAGCGAGCUGAUGAACAGGCUCAUGAGUGAGAACGCAGACCUGAAGAAGCAGGUGCGCCUAAUGAAGGAGAACCAGAUGCUGAAGCGUCUGCUCAGUGAGAGCUGCCAGGAGCGCUGUGGUCUCGGAAGCCGAGACCUCCUCUUCACCAAGGUGCCCACCUACCCCGAGAACUGCUCCCCUGGGAGUGCAGGUCUGAGUAAACCAAGACCCAGUUCCCCAUUCUGCUGUGUGUCCUCAGUUGCAGACUUUGGAAGGUUCUCCAGUGCCCCUGAUGCACCCUCCCAGCUGCAGACGUCCUCCCUGGAGGACCUGCUGUGCUCGCACGCCCCCAUCUCCAGUGAGGACGAUGCCUCCCCUGGCUAUGCAACCUCCACCCAGGUGCCCGUCAAGGCUUUCCUCAGUCCCCUCGAGCUGCGUGUACCCCGAGGCACUGACAGGAAGCUGUCCCCACUCCUGAGCCCCUUGCAGGACCCGCUGGCGGACAAGACCCUGCUGGAGCCCAGGGAGAUGGUCCGGCCCAAGAAAGUGUGCUUCUCGGAGAGCAGCCUGCCCUCUGGGGACAGGACCAGGAGGAGCUACUACCUUAACGAGAUCCAGAGCUUCUCCAGCCCUGAGAAGGAUGGGCGCAUCGUUGGGGAGAUUGCCUUCCAGCUGGACCGGCGCAUUCUGGCCUACGUCUUCCCGGGGGUGACCCGGCUCUAUGGGUUCACCGUGUCCAACAUCCCCGAGAAGAUCAAGCAGACGUCCAUCAAGUCCCUGGACGGGUCGGUGGACGAGAAGAAGCUGCAUGAGCUGACGCACCGCUACCUGACGCUCACGGCGCGCCUGGAGAGGCUGGGCUACAACCGGGACGUGCACCCGGUGUUCAGCGAGUUCCUCAUCAACACCUACGGCAUCCUGAAGCAGCGGCCCGACCUGCGUGCCAACCCGCUGCACAGCAGCCCGGCCGCGCUGCGCAAGCUGGUCAUCGAUGUGGUGCCCCCCAAGUUCCUGGGCGACUCGCUUCUGCUGCUCACCUGCUUGUGCGAGCUCUCCAAGGAGGACCACAAGCCGCUCUUCGCCUGGUGAGCCCGCCCCGGCGCGCGCCGCGCCUUUCCUGCAAUAAACGUGUUUGUUCCAAUCCCGGGGGCCGCGUGCCUCCUGCGUGUCCCCUCCAGCCGGGGGAAGAGCCGCGUCCGCCGACGGAGCGCCCAGGGCCGCAGGCGCUGGAGCAGGCGCCUCUCUCGGCCCGGGCCACGCACCCCAGGCGCCCAGACCGCCCGCCGCCCACACCUGCGCGGCACUGUCGCACUUUAUUAAAAUAAUCUA
Callorhinus ursinus (northern fur seal) is the source of this 1446-nucleotide messenger RNA. RefSeq names its product spermatogenesis and centriole associated 1 like (gene SPATC1L). Gene Ontology annotation, biological process: spermatogenesis. Gene Ontology annotation, cellular component: sperm head-tail coupling apparatus; centrosome. Gene Ontology annotation, molecular function: protein kinase A regulatory subunit binding. The record is from RefSeq and is a predicted model, not a curated record. NCBI's taxonomy places the organism in Eukaryota, Metazoa, Chordata, Mammalia, Carnivora, Otariidae.